AUGGGCAGAUACCGAGUUUCUAAUCUAGGCAACAACUGCAUAAUGCAGACAUGCCUUGCUAAGAAGAUUGUAGAAAAACCUCACAAAAUAGAUGGUUGCAGCCUGCAGGUGAAACUGUACAUCCCACCAAAACCUCGACCCACAUACAAUGACCGUCUGCUGAUCACUGGACUCAAGAGUACCACUACAAAAGACUGUUUGAUAAACUACCUGGAAGCAAAGACUGGUUGUGAGAUUGACGAAUCUAGCGUUGUUUAUGGGGAGGAAGAAGGAACAGCUCUUAUUCAUUUCAGUGAAAUGCCAGAUGUGGAAAAACUUCAACAGGUGUGUGCAAAACGAUCCCUAGAAGGUUCAAAGCUGACAGUGAACAAGGUUCCCAUUAGUAACAGUAUUAUUGUGAAGGGACUAAAACCGAAGACCAGUGAAGACACCGUUUGGUUUUACUUUGAAGGGAAGCGUUCUGGUAAUGUGGCUGGUGUUGAGGUUGAGAUGGUUCAGAUGAAACCUGAUGAAGGUUAUUCUCUGGUUUACUUCAAAGAUCACACAGUUGUUGAUCAGAUUCUUGAUUACGGUAAAGGUCACAAGCUCGAUGGUGCCGAACUGAAUGUUUCCAUGUACCACGAAUGCCUCGGUGUCGGAGGGGGAGUGUGCGACCCAACCUGGUUUAAAAUGCCAGAUCCAUUGCAAGUUAAAAAUCUUGAUAAACACAAGUUAAAAUUUAUUAGAGAUUCCGAAACAUCAAGGAAAGCCCUUAUAAAACAGUUGAAACAUUGCCAUUCUGAGUUAACCUGGGUGACUGGUGAUGAUUCUGCAGUUGAACUGAAGUGUUCUCUUACAACAGAGGUGCCAGAUGCUCGACGCCUGUCUCGCACCUGGAAAACUGAUGCUGAAACUGCAUUGAAGGAAUUUUUAAGUCUGUUAGAAGUGGAGAAAAUCAAAGUUCUCAAAGACAUUUGGGAUGAAGUUGAAAAAGAAAUAGAUGCUAAGCAUACAGAGGGAGCAAGCAUGUUUCUUUACAAGGAUCAGUCAUCAAUAGUUGUGGUAGGAUAUGCUAAAUUUGGUAAAAAGAUGGCUGAAGAAGUGAAUUCAUUGGUGAAGAAAGUGGAAGAUGACUUUGAAAGGAAAAAACAGACGGUAUCCGAGACUAUCAACAAAGUAAAAUUAAUUCAACUGCGUCUGCUUCUUGCCAGUGGUUUUCCAAAAGAUACGAUAAACAAGUUUCCUGGGUUGAAUGUAAAUAUCAAGAUACAGAAAGUUGAAAUAUCAUUUCAAGGAAUUGUUGGAGAUGUUAAAAAAGCACAAGUUUUAAUGUAUGAGUCACUUCAAAACACCAGCUAUUCCAAAGUACAGAAUUUUUCUCAAGGUCAGUUACAGUUAGCUGAUAAGAAGAGUGUUCGAGAUCACAUUGUGAAGAAAAUGAAAAGUAAGAGCCUGGUAGGGGUUUGGGAGACCACUCCGACAGAGGUGACAAUACUAGCAUUCAGUGACAGUGAUGCUGUUGAAGUGGCACAGAUGAUUAAGAAGUCUGUUAUUCAGAACAUACACCGACUUGUUCCUGAAGCUAUUAUUCUGUUGUCAUCAGAUGGAUGGUCUAAACUUACCACUGAACUAUCAAACAGGUAUGGAGAGAUGAUAAAAAUCAUCCCAGAACCUGACAACAGCCAGGUUGUCAUUAUUGCCACAGAUGACAUCAUUGCUGCUGCAGCAGAGGAUGUCGGUAAUUUUUUUUCAGAAAAUACCAUCUUUGAGCAAACCGUCAAAUUUCCAGCAGGCAUCCAGCGUUUUCUGCAAAAGCAUUGUGAUAACGACAUCAGUAAAAUAGCAUCCAAUCUGAAAAGUAUGCAAGUACAAAUCAGUUACUCUCAUAUGAGUAAGGAAUUUACCAUCAAGGCUACAAAAUAUGGCAUGGACUCAUCGAUAAAAGCUUUGCAAAAUUUAGCCAGUAAGGUGGAUCAGAAAAGGUAUGUACACAAAAAACCUGGCAUUCGUAAACUAUUACUGUCGCAGAAAGGCACUCAGUUCAUCGCCUCCUUGGAGUCCAAUAAUAAGUGCAUUAUUGAAAAAACCUUUGACAGCAGUGAACAAAUGACUGUAGGCAGCCAGCAUGUGAUGGAGAGUACUGCAGCUGCAGUUGAAGGUGUAAAUGUUGUAGCUAAAUGCAGUAUGCCAGGACAACGACAGCUCUGUUUUGUUGCAGGAGAUAUAACUCAGAUGAAAGUUGACGUCAUUGUAAAUGCAGCUAAUGAGAGGCUGGAUCACAUUGGUGGUUUGGCCAAGGCCAUUGUUGACAAAGGUGGCGAUUCUAUUCAGAGGGAAUGCAGCAAAUAUGUUUCCAGGCAUGGACAUGUACAAGUUGGUGAAGUGGCCAUCUCACAGCCAGGCAAUCUACCCUGUCAGUUGAUAGUCCAUGCGGUGGGUCCUGUGUGGUCCGGAGGAAAAAAAGGUGAAGAGGACUCGUUGGGGGACGCUAUUAUUAACAGUCUCCAAGAAACAGCUAAGAAGAACUUUACAUCUAUAGCCAUCCCUGCCCUGAGCUGUGGCAUAUAUAACUAUCCAGUACCUGAAGCCACAAACGAAAUUGUUGAAGCUAUCAAAGAAUAUUUUAAAGACUUCCCAGCCAGCAGUGUGCGUGUGAUUUACCUGACAGACACAAGUAUAAAUACAGUCAACUUUUUCAUAGAAGCAGGAAAGCAGGUGUUUGGAAAUCGCAAUAUGCAAAUGGAAGAUAAAAGCUCUUUGACCUCGUAUGGUGGGACCUUUCGAAGCUCACAUGUAAAGCCAGCUACGGCACCAAAACUGAGCCAGUCACGUCGCAGGUCUAAUGCUGCAGGUAGUUCUACUACAUCAUCUGGUGUAAAUAUUCAGCUUGUUAAAGGCGAGAUAGCUAAAGAACAGGCUGAUAUUAUUGUGAAUAGUACAUCCAACAAUCUGGACUUGAAAAAUGGUGCUGUGUCCAAAUCCAUCUUGACAGCUGCUGGUGACUCCCUGCAGAAGGAGUGUCGACGAAACUACUCAAAGGGAAUACAGCCUGGGGAGAUUGCUGUAACCAGUGGAGGAAACUUGAACUGCAAAAAAGUGUUUCAUACGUGUCUGCCAAACUGGUCAAACGACCCGACUGGUAAACAGUUACUUUCUAACUUGAUUUUUGACUGCAUGAAAGAAGCAUCCAAGACAAAAUGUAGAAGCAUUGCUUUCCCUGCAAUGGGAACAGGAAAUCUGGGCUACCCUCGAGACAUUGUGGCCAAAUGCAUGCACGAUUCUAUUAAUGAAUUUGGAAACCAGAAUCGAAACUCGUCUCUCAGAGAUGUCAAGAUUGUGGUCUAUGAUAAAGAUCAUGCAACAGUAAAGGCAUUUGAAAGUGAGCUAUCAAAGUCUUCUGGGCCAUCAUCUGGAAAAAUAGAUCGCAAAAGCAGAAAAUUUGAUGGGACUUCCAUGGACACAGAAGAUAGCCGUCAGAAUGAAGCUGGCUGGCAUCAGGUAUCUCAGUCUGACCUUUCUGAAGGUUUCAAGAUUGGAUCAGUCUCGUUGUCAGUCAAGCAAGGAGACAUCACGAAGGAGAAAGUUGAUUGCAUUGUAAAUAGUACCAAUGACCGUCUAGAUUUCUCACAAGGUGGUGUAUCCCAAGCAAUAGCAAGAGCAUGUGGACAGAGACUAAAGGAUGAAUGUGUCAAAAAAGUGAAAAAGAUGGCAAAGAAUGGUGUGGUUUCAACUGGUGCAGAAGGCCUUGGAUGUAAUGCUAUUGUGCAUGUAAACAUUUCACAUUUUAAUGACAACUGGGAAAAAAUUAUCUCCAAGUGUUUAUCAGCAGCAGAAGAUGUACCUGAUGUAAAAUCAAUAGCUUUUCCAGCUCUUGGUACAGGUAUGGCUGCCAGUUCAGCUGACAAUGUGGCUGAAUCCUUUGUGACUGCAAUUAAUAAUCAUCAAAAGUCGAAUCCUUCAAUUUGUGAUGUCCGAAUCAUCAUAUUUCAACCUGACAUGCUUCAGUCAUUCACGGACACAAUUCAAAAAGCACUGGGACAAAAGGCUGGCAAACCUGGGUUUUGGCAUACGGUUACAGAUACUGUUAAAGGCUUUAUUGGCUAUGGCUCUAAACAUGAAGAAACCAGCCGACCAUCUGCUUCAGAUGAUAGUUCUGAGGUUCCUCUGUAUUACUUCUCUGAUGACUAUACAAGCAUUGAUGGAUGCAUUCAGGCAGUAGAAAGUUACUGUAGGGAUGAAACCAUCAAGAAAGUAAUUGCAGAUCAAGCUUUGGAACAUUUGAAUCAGUCACAGAUUGAACGUAUACAGAAUAAGACCCUGUAUCAACAAUAUGUGGCUAAGAAAAAACAAAUAUCAAGACAGUCUAGUAAUCAAGCUGAGAGGAAGCUGUGGCAUGGAACCAGUGCUGAUGCUAUAAGUUCUGUUAACACACACGGAUUCAACAGAAGUUACUGUGGAAAGAAUGCAACUGUACAUGGUGAUGGUGUAUACUUUGCAGUUAAUGCAAGUUAUUCUGCACACAAUACCUAUUCAAGACCAGAUGCUCAAGGCCAUAAGCACCUGUACUAUGCUUCUGUUCUCACUGGUGAUUUCACACAAGGACAGCGUGGGAUGAGAGUUCCUCCUGUAAAGAGCACAAACCAGUCUCAGUUGUAUGAUUCUGUUGUUGAUAAUGUUAAUGGACCGGGAAUGUACAUCAUCUUCAAUGACACACAGGCAUACCCAGAUUAUCUUAUUACAUUCACAAUUUGAGAAAUCUGUGGAAACAAAUAUUCCUUAACUUUCCUUUCAGUUCUUUGAUAAAUUAUCUUGCAACUCCCAAGAACUGUAGAAUUAUAAUACUUUUGACUAUUUCAUAAGAUAAACAUCUACAUUCUCCAUUAAUUUUUUACCUAUUACAUAUCUUUGUACAAGUGAUAAAACAGUAAAACCUCCAUUUUGAAUUUUGGGGUCUUUAAUUGGUUUGAAUAUUACACUUUUAGUCCAAAUUUGACAGCUGCAACUAACUGAAAAGUAAUUUAAUCACAAUUGUAUUACGUUACAAUCGUGAUUAAGUUUUGAUAUCACAUAUUGGUAAUGGCCGAUUUGAAGGUAGUAUAAUGUGUGGCUCUUUCAUGCAGUUAUUUUAGCUAGGACAAUCACAUCAUCUAUUAGAAUAAUAUAAUGAAAUUGUGGAGAGGAGUAGGGGUCUGCUUAGCACAUGGUAUGUUUAUACACUUAUUCAAGAUUGAUCAGUCUUUAUUUUGUGGAAAAUAUUAAUAGAACUUUCUGGAUGUGUGAUGGCAUUUUGAACCAACAGUCAUUACUGUUGUUGGAUGUAAGCUAUUUUUACAGAAACAGAGGAUAAUAAACGAGUUACCAGUUAUUAUCAAAUUAUUUCACUCCAGACUAAUGACUUGAUAAUAACUGGUAUAAUUGUUAUUCUUAUUACCCCAGCUAUUUGGCGUUUUUCAAAGUUGUUAUUUAAGAUAUACAUUGGCUAAACGUCCAUGUAAAUAGAAACAACGUAAUUUUAAGCCACUUUACACUGUUCUGGGUACUUCUUUAACUAAUCUGUAUACAUUUUAAUGAUGGUUCAGAGAUAACUUCCAAAAAUCAGUCCUAUAUCUUCUGUAAACAAAAUCUAUAAGGAAUUGCAUUAAACUACCAUUUUAUUACAAGUUUAACACUGAAAACAGAAAGACAUAAACACAAAGGCUUUAAACUACGUGACAUCAUUUUGUGUGCUCUGCCAUAUCGUGAUGACGUCAUAUUUAGUACUGACAAGGUGAUUGGUUUAAUUGUAAGCGUCAAAUUGUCCAAUAGUAGUGUAUGUUAAACCAAUGCAGAAUUCUUGUAAAUAUGUGUACAUGUAUGUGGAUCAUUUCUUACUACCACUAAUUGACAUACAGUCAGUUUUUUAAAAAGGUAAUAUACAUGUCCCCAUUGUAUUCACACACUGCAUGGUUACUGAUUAUAUAUACUGCAUAACCAGAAGUAUACUAAUUUAAUAUCCAGUUGUCACAUGUUUGGAUUUAUUUCUUUGUUUAUUGAUAAUUCAGUUCAGUUAAUACAAUAAAUUGUAGGCCAAGGAUUCAGAUUUAUAUAAAAAAAACUUUGUACAACAUUUAAAUUUUUGUGAGAUAAAUUAAUCAUCUAAAUUUUAAUUAUUUUCCUUGGACUGGAUGUUUUUUGGAAGUCAUUACAUUCAUACACACAAUCUAUUUAUGAUAUAAAUUAUUUGCAUCUGGAUUGUGCUUCAUAAUGUUACAGAUUUAUUUUGUGAUUGAAUUAUAUGAUUAACGUUGCAAUUCUAUGUAUACAUUAUGCAUGCAUUAUUAGUGAUGUAUCAUGUUUGCAAUUCUAUGCAUACAUUAUGCAUGCAUUAUUAGUGAUGUAUCAUGUUUGCAAUUCUAUGCAUACAUUAUGCAUGCAUUAUUAGUGAUGUAUCAUGUUUGCAAUUCUAUGCAUACAUUAUGCAUGCAUUAUUAGUGAUGUAUCAUGUUUGCAAUUCUAUGCAUACAUUAUGCAUGCAUUAUUAGUGUUGUAUCAUGUUUGCAAUUCUAUGUAUACAUUAUGCAUGCAUUAUCAUGUUUUGUUCAUAACAUAAUUAAAGUUUCUCUUUUA
Molecule: messenger RNA, 6585 nt
Organism: Gigantopelta aegis
Lineage: Eukaryota; Metazoa; Mollusca; Gastropoda; Neomphalida; Peltospiridae
Product: protein mono-ADP-ribosyltransferase PARP14-like
Exons: 16
Coding region: 1-4731 (1576 amino acids)
Biological process (GO): negative regulation of gene expression
Cellular component (GO): cytoplasm; nucleus
Molecular function (GO): RNA binding; NAD+ poly-ADP-ribosyltransferase activity; transcription corepressor activity
Source: RefSeq, a predicted model, not a curated record